Messenger RNA from Rhodotorula toruloides NP11, 537 nucleotides. RefSeq lists its product as uncharacterized. The record is from RefSeq and is a predicted model, not a curated record. NCBI's taxonomy places the organism in Eukaryota, Fungi, Basidiomycota, Microbotryomycetes, Sporidiobolales, Sporidiobolaceae. The transcript is spliced from 3 exons. Bases 1 to 537 code for a protein of 178 amino acids.
AUGUCUGACACCACGCUGAGACUGCGUCGAGCUUUCAAUGCGCCAGGAGACGACGACUCAGCCGACUCGAGCCGUCCUCUCGAGAUCCUCGACCACUCUGAACAGACGCAGGCGGUUGACGAGUUGGUGGAGCAGGCUAGGCGGUCAGCGAGGCGAUUUAGGACUGCUGCAGCUGGGCUGACCGCCAUCGUCCUGUCAUUGCUCGCGGUUGUUCGACUACCAGCCGAAGCUGUCCCCGCCUUCCUCUCCCGCCUCGCCUUCCUCAGCCUCCUCAUCUCCCUCUUCCGCCAAAUUUACGUGCUCCGCUCGUCCGCCUCCCUCUCCUUGCCUCCCGACGCACUGCCCGUACUUCCAACAGUCCUCGUCGCCCUCCUCGCAUACCGCGCAGACUCUCUUGCAGACGAGAAGCGUCUACUCUGGACACUUGCGCCUGUUGGAGCACAAAUUAUUGCGCUGCUGCUCGAUUGGGAGGCGCGGCGGGUCGUGGUGGGUGCUGAGGGGCUUAGAGGGUUGAUGUACGAUGCGCCGGAAGCGUAG